This is a messenger RNA of Carlito syrichta (Philippine tarsier), 1237 nucleotides long. RefSeq names its product PDZ domain containing 11 (gene PDZD11). Gene Ontology annotation, cellular component: synapse; basolateral plasma membrane; cell-cell junction. NCBI's taxonomy places the organism in Eukaryota, Metazoa, Chordata, Mammalia, Primates, Tarsiidae. The transcript has 7 exons. Gene Ontology annotation, biological process: neurotransmitter secretion; protein localization to basolateral plasma membrane; maintenance of epithelial cell apical/basal polarity. The record is from RefSeq and is a predicted model, not a curated record. Gene Ontology annotation, molecular function: protein binding. Bases 73 to 588 code for a protein of 171 amino acids.
GGUUACCAGGCUGGAUUGGCGGCGAGCGGAGUCCGAGGUGGCUGAGACUUGCCCACCUGAUUGUUGUGAGAAAUGAGAUCAUCUUUCUAUAGUACCCUAGCAGGUUACUUGGCAUCCAGAAGAUGUUUAGCAAAGGCCUUCUUCGAGAUGGACAGCCGGAUUCCAUAUGAUGACUACCCGGUGGUUUUUCUGCCUGCCUAUGAGAAUCCCCCAGCGUGGAUUCCUCCUCAUGAGAGAGUAUACCACCCAGACUACAACAAUGAGUUGACCCAGUUUCUGCCCCGAAUUGUCACACUGAAGAAGCCUCCUGGAGCUCAGUUGGGAUUUAACAUUCGAGGAGGAAAGGCCUCCCAGCUAGGCAUUUUCAUUUCCAAGGUUAUUCCUGACUCUGAUGCACAUAGAGCAGGACUUCAAGAAGGGGACCAAGUUCUAGCUGUAAAUGAUGUGGAUUUCCAAGAUAUUGAGCAUAGCAAGGCUGUUGAGAUCCUGAAGACAGCCCGUGAAAUCAGCAUGCGUGUCCGCUUCUUUCCUUACAGUAAGUACAACUUUCUUUUGUUCUUACCUGGCAGGGCCCUAGGAACUCUUUAAAUACUGAUGAGUAAAAGCCCUACAAGUUGGGGAUGGGGAAUUGGAAGCUCAAACCUAAAAAUAUUCUAUUCUGUUCCUCUUUUUCUUAUUUUUUCCCUCAGAUUAUCAUCGCCAAAAAGAGAGGACUGUGCACUAGAGAGUUGCAGCCCAUAGCCCUUCAUGAGGAUGCUGCCAGAACUGGCUGGCUAGGCUUCAGGGAAGCCACUUCUUUCAACCUCUCCCUGAUGUCGUGGAGUGGGGAGGAUGGGGAGGCAGCUAGCCAACUGCAUUACCCAAAUUAUACUGUACCUCUAGUUCCCUAGUUUUCUAGGGGAGUUUCAUUCCCUGAAAGAAGAAGGAUGAUGCUGUCUAGGUAUAAACUAGCUUGUGGGGAACCCAGUUGGAAAAGGUAACUGACAUUUAUUGAAUACCAUGUGCUAGUCCUUUACACAUGUCGUAUCACUUUAAUUAUAGAAAUCAGUAGAAAAAAGAAUCUUGGGGAUCUUCCGUCUCAUUUGCCAGGACGUCUCAUCCCAUCCUUGUACUACCAGAGGUUUCAUACACUUUGAGACUCCAUUGAGACCCUGUUUUCACCCCCUUUCUACUUCUAUUCUCUUCCCCCAAAAGUAAAACACAAUUCUGAAGAAAUGUUGGUGUGAAUGAUACUGAU